This is a messenger RNA of Megalops cyprinoides (Indo-Pacific tarpon), 1788 nucleotides long. Its product is annotated as cdc42-interacting protein 4 homolog. The transcript is spliced from 15 exons. The record is from RefSeq and is a predicted model, not a curated record. The coding region runs from base 186 to 1718 and encodes 510 amino acids. NCBI's taxonomy places the organism in Eukaryota, Metazoa, Chordata, Actinopteri, Elopiformes, Megalopidae. Gene Ontology annotation, molecular function: protein binding. Gene Ontology annotation, biological process: signal transduction.
ACUUAGUGAGGGAACGAAAAUGCGCACUGUCUCUUAAGAAGCGUCAAACAAACCAACAACAUCCCAAAAAACGCUUAGGGAGUUGCGUGCAGUCCUAAUAUAAACGUUAAUUUGUAGCAUCAGCUGCCAAAGAUCGGGAUACUUUGCUCUGCUGAACUUCGGGGUACAGAGUUUCAACACUCGGCAUGGAUUGGGGAACCGAGCUUUGGGACCAGUAUGAUGUCAUUGACAAGCACACCCAGUCCGGGCUGGACCUGGUGGAGAAGUACGUGAAGUUUGUGAAGGAGCGGACCGAGAUCGAGCAGACCUACGCCAAACUGCUGAGAAACCUGGUGAAGAAGUACACUCCCAAACGCGGCAGCAAGGAGGAGCAAGAGUGCAGGUUCACCAAUCACCAGUCGUUCCUGGACAUCCUGAACGAGAUGAACGACUACACCGGGCAGAGGGAGGUCAUCGCGGAGAACAUGAUGCUGACCAUCUGCCUGGAGCUCACCAAGUAUCUGCAGGAACUGAAGCAGGAGCGCAAAACGUAUCUUUCUGAAGCCAAGAAAGCCCAGCAGAAUCUGGAGAGCAGCUACAAGCAGCUGGACAGUAGCAAGAAGCGCUUUGAGAAGGAGUGGCGUGAGGCAGACAAGGCCAAUCUGAACGCGGAGAGAGCCGACCAGGACAUCAACGCCACUAAAGCUGAUGUAGAGAAGGCCAAAAUGCUGGCGCACAUGCGCACGCACACCGCAGAGGAGUGUAAAAAUGACUACGCCUCCCAGCUGCAGAAGUACAACAAGGAGCAGAACCAGUUCUACUUCAGCGACAUUCCACAGAUCUUCAACAAACUGCAGGACAUGGAUGAGAGACGCAUCCGGAAGCUGGCGGAGGGCUACGUCUCCUUCGCUGACACAGAGAAGCGUGUGAUGCCUAUCAUUGGGAAGUGCCUAGAGGGCAUCAUCAAGGCGGGCACCAACGCCAGCGCGGAGAAAGACUCGGUAGCCCUCAUCGAGCAGCACAAGUCCGGCUUCGAGCGACCGGGAGACGUGGAGUUCGAGGAUUACAGCCAGGGCAUCAACCGGGCGUCAUCGGAGAGCAGCCUGGGGACCCCCAAGGGCCCCAUGGAGCUGCUGGGCAAGAACAAGACCAAACUGUGGCCCUUCAGCAAGAAAAGCAAGACCUCUGCUCCAGAGAAGUCCAUGCCCCCCGCCACGGAGGACUUCGCCCACCUGCCUCCCGAGCAGCGCAGGAAGAAGCUGCAGCAGAAGAUGGAUGACAUCAGCAAGGAGCUGCAGAGGGAGGUGGACCAGAGUGAGGCAUUGGAGAAGAUGAAGGAUGUGUAUGAGAAGAAUCCACAGAUGGGGGACCCCAGCAGUCUGGAGCCCCAGAUCUCCCAGACAGCCCACAACAUGGAGAGGCUGCGAGGGGAGCUACAGAAGUAUGAGUCCUGGCUGAUGGAGGCUGGAGGUCGAGGUGAUACGAUGCGUAGCUCCGUCAACAACAACUCCCACGAAAGGUUCAGUGAUGAUGAGUUUGAUGAAGAGGAGCCUUUUGCCCAGUGCACAGCACUCUACAACUUUGAGGGGUCGAGCGAGGGCACGAUCCCAAUGCAUGAGGGCGAGGUCUUUGCCGUGGUGGAGGACGACAAGGGGGACGGCUGGACCCGCGUGCAGAGAGCCAACGGGGACGAGGGCUACGUGCCCACCUCUUACAUCAAAAUCUCCCCCCCAGUGUAACGGUGCCCCCUGCAGGGCUCGUCACCUGCCUGUCCUACCUGGAACUGAUGAUUUUGUGUGUGUGUGUGUG